Molecule: messenger RNA, 1260 nt
Organism: Aureobasidium musti
Lineage: Eukaryota; Fungi; Ascomycota; Dothideomycetes; Dothideales; Saccotheciaceae
Source: the annotation of a GenBank genome assembly
AUGAGCAAGAAGACUCUUGUGCAGGACCACCUCCGGAUCUUCAUGGAUGGCGAGCUAAACCAUGAAGGCGGUUACUCNCUGCGCCACUACAGACCUGGCCANAAGAUCAAAGGCGUCGCCAGCUACUCGCCAUCUACAGAAGUAAAAGUCCAUACAAUGACCAUCAUCUUCAAAGCAACUCUCUACAACGAAAUCGUAGAGAGCGGUCAAGCCUCCUACGGUUCCGUCCGCACAGGGCACCAAAGCCUCUUUCGUUACGAAAAGAUCAUCCUCCAAGGUCCGCACAAGGUAUCGCCAAAACCUCACGAAUGGCCUUUUGAAUUCGAGUUGCCGGAAAGAAUCAAGGUGCCUUUUGUGACAGACUUGCAACCCGUGCCUCCCACUUGGAAUGUCAUUAGUGCAGCCAAAGUCCUGUACUCGUUGAAGUUGUGCGUGAAUCCACAUCGCAACACCAAUUCCAUGCAGAUUGAACGCGACAUCAACGUCUGGCCAUUCGAACACACCUCACUACCCGUCCCAACACCAGAAACACAACUUCUCAUGGAUGCAGAGUCGCAAAGGAUAAACCAGAUGACACGACGACGUUCCUCUACACUGAGUUUAACACAACAACUGUCUCGUAGACGCUCUUCCACAAUCAGUCUACCCGACCCUCUGAAUCUUGCAAUCUGCAUCCCUUCCUCCCUCGGCGCAUGGCANAAAUUCGACAUCAAACUCGUGUGUCACAACAAUGCCAUCACAACACCCGAAACCUCUCCAACUCUAAAUCUUCAAACCUGUGAAUUGGCUUUGAAAGCUCAAGUCUCGUUUACAACUUCAAGACCUUCGCUUGUCAACAAUGACGACCCCAAACCCCCAAGUCUGCCAAUUGCAAAGUUUAAGUUACUGGGAAAAGGCUUGCAGAUCCCUACUUCAGCAAUACCAGUCACAGUCAAAAGGGAUAUGAUGCUACUAGACAUGACUAGAGGUGAUGCCUCCCUCUUGGUGCCAAACUUUUCCAUCGGUGCUUUCAAACUCGAAUAUCUGCUGGACAUAACCGUCCAGCUCCAAAACCUCAAAACUGGAAAUAUGAUUGAGAGAAGAGCAGAACUGCCACUUAAGAUUUUGCCAGGUGGGUUGGAGGAGGAUAGAAGUGAUGAGGAUCCAGAUGCUCCGCCGGGCUUUCAUGAGGUGGUGGCGCCGCCGGAGUAUGAAGAUGAAGAUGGUGUGUUGUGGGCUGGGGCGAUGCAUAAUUCGCCGGCGUAUACGCUUACUGCUUGA